Messenger RNA from Scheffersomyces amazonensis, 2579 nucleotides. It is a transcript of the gene GAL4, whose product is annotated as galactose-responsive transcription factor. The transcript has a single exon. Gene Ontology annotation, biological process: positive regulation of transcription from RNA polymerase II promoter by galactose. Gene Ontology annotation, cellular component: nucleus. Lineage: Eukaryota; Fungi; Ascomycota; Pichiomycetes; Serinales; Debaryomycetaceae. Gene Ontology annotation, molecular function: zinc ion binding; RNA polymerase II cis-regulatory region sequence-specific DNA binding; DNA-binding transcription factor activity, RNA polymerase II-specific. The record is from RefSeq and is a predicted model, not a curated record. Bases 346 to 2178 code for a protein of 610 amino acids.
GGUCAACAUCAUCAAUUAAUUAAUUUCUUGACUGAAAUAUCGUUUACGCCUUUAUUCCACCAAUUCUUUCUACCAGUAUACUCAUUAUACUGACUAAUAUCGUUCUCACUGCAACUUCCAGUACUUGUACUCUUUGUAAGAUACAUGGUCCUUGAAUUUUAUUCCGUCCCUGUCUAAUUAUAACUAAAAAAAGCUAGGCAUCCCAUCCCACGCACCGACCGAAUAUCACCACUUUCGUAUCUACCAACCAAUUACCGCAUGUACCACAUCUGAUUUGAUAGGUUUUGUCAUAUUUGUAAUUUGUCAUUUUGUCUGAUUAUCACUGCUUAUCAUACUAAUCUAGAAAUGAAGAAAUCUGGUUCAAUGGCUAUAAAUGAAGAGGCCGGUUCUCACUCCGGUCCAUCAUCGUUAUCAUUAGAUGGCAGCAGUACCAGUAGCUCUUCAUCCUCCAAUUCGAAUGCGGCAUUCCCACCUGUCAAACAUGAAGAAAAUGACAACUUGACUUCAACGUCACCUGACUUGUCAUUAUCAUCUGGUUCUUCAUCAUCUGAUCAUCAUGAAGAAGACGAAGAAGAAGAAGAAGAAGUAACUACUUCUUCCCGUCACUCAAACGCACCACAACCCAUUGAACAAGCUUGUGAUUCAUGCCGUAAACGCAAGUUGAAGUGUUCUAAAGAAUUACCUAAAUGUUCGAAAUGUAUUCAACACAAAUGGUGCUGUACUUAUAGUCCACGUACAGUGCGUUCUCCAUUAACGAGAGCUCAUUUGACUGAUGUGGAAAAUAAGUUGAAAACCAUUCAGGAUAUGGUAUACUAUUUAUUACCCAAUGUUCAAAGUGAGUAUGAAUUGGAUAAUUUGUUAACUAAUGAUCGUUACAGAACAGUAUUGAAACCCAUCCUUGAAGUUGCAACUGAAGGCUCAGAUUCUCAAUCCGAUAAGAAAAGUGUCAGCAAUAAUUUUCGUUUCCAGUCCAAUCUUACCCGAUCAUUGAAACAGGAGACUGAAACAUUUCAUGAUCAUGAAUCUUUGACUUCCAAUUCCAAUUCCAAUUCUAAUUCUAAUUCUAAUUCUAAUUCUAAUUCCAACUCAAUUGCUCAUUCGCCAACCUAUUCAAUAUUUUCCAAUGAGGAUAUUGACAAACCCCAACCCCUCCAACAGAAUAUUCUCCAUAGUCAACAACAGCCACAACAUCGUUAUGAUUAUAAUCAAAUCCAUCCGGUUAUGUCGGCCAUCACUUCAAAUUCAUCAUCUCCCCGUCUGAAACAACAGGCUUAUCCUCUUGAACACUCCAAAUCUACACCCACUAUACCUCAAUCCACUAUAAACUCAACCACAAGUGUUCCUAAUAUGCCUAACAUUGAUGACGAUAUCUAUUACACUGGUAUGGGCAAGCUUGAUAAGGUUAAGAUUAAACAAGAAAUCAUUAAUGAUUUCAUUCUUAACAAUAUUCCCACCGAUGAGAAUAUAAUGUCUUCAUUCAAUAAUCAAAGUGUCAAGAAAUCAAUGGACAAUUUGAUGCCCCAGAAUGGAUUCAAGUUUGUUACUCCGGCUGUAUUUAAGAGCUAUCAAUAUCAAUUGUCGCAGCAAAUUCAACAACAGCAACAACAAGAACAACAAGAACAACAGGCUCAAACUGCCAAUAACAAUAGUUACUAUCAAUCGGUUCAGACUUCUACCAGUAACUCGCUUACAUCGCCAAGUUCGUUAUUGUCACUCAAUUCGUAUAAUUACGGUGAAGAUGAUGCUGCUAUUGAUGAAGAAGUUCAAAUCAGUCGUCGCCAUCAGAAACACAGUAAUGUUCACCAUCAUAGUCGUGAUGUUCAAGAAGACGAGGAGGAUGAAUUCUUCUUAUCUACACAACCAAUAUUGAAGAGAUGUAAGACAUGUUCUUCCUGUUCAUCGGCUUCGUCGAUGGUGGACCAUCCCAAGAUCCAAUUCAAUCCCACCAGGAUCAGUAAGCAAUUGGACAAUACCAAUACCAAUUACAACACAAACAUAAAUAUUAAUACUAAAACCAAUUCCCAUACCCAUACCAAUACAAACGUGCCAAUUCACACUGCCAAUACUGUAACCAAUACAGCUUCCACUAAUGAACUUGGAUUGUUCUCUGCUGAUGUAUCCAAUUAUGAUUUGAUAUUUGAUGAAGUCAUGGACGACUCCCACAUAAUUAAUGCUUGAAAUGAUAUUCUUCUCCUUCCCCUUUACCUUUUACCCUUUGUUCUUUUACUUCGUUUAACUUAGCUUAACUUUGCCUUUUGUUAUAUUUUCCCACAAACUAAAAAAUAUUUAUUAGGAUUAUUAUCAUGAUUGUUAUAUUUAUUCAUUGCUUGAUGGUUCUGGUUCUAUUGCUUAUGAUAUGACUUGUUAGAUUGCUUUCUACAUCUAUUCAUAAUAUCCCUCCACUUAUAGACACUUUGUUUUUAAUUUGUUUUUGUUAUUGUUAAUUGUUUAACAUCCGUGUGCCUUUAUUUCCCUUUGUUAUUGAAUCUGACUGGUAUAUAUAUACAUCCCCGAGUAAUACUCCUAUAUAUAAUGGUUUAUAUGCCCUAAUGUGAUGCAAUGUUCUGGAUUUAACUGUA